Molecule: messenger RNA, 3162 nt
Organism: Peronospora matthiolae
Lineage: Eukaryota; Oomycota; Peronosporomycetes; Peronosporales; Peronosporaceae
Source: the annotation of a GenBank genome assembly
AUGGACGUGUCUGGAAUGUGGGCCGUCGACAGUGGUGCAACGCACCACAUUUGCCACGACAAGACCAAGUUCGCAAGUUUGGCAGAGCGCAAUGAGGGCGAACUCUUGGUGGCUGAUGGCAACAAGGUGGCCAUCAAGGGUGUGGGAACCAUAAUGGAAAAGGUGGUUCUGCCCAACGGUGAAGAGCGUGAGAUCAAAAUCAAGAACGCACUAUAUGUUCCAAGUAUGAGCAAGAACCUGCUCUCGGUGCCACAGAUUAACAGCCAUGGCAAGUUUCAAGUCGUGUUUGACGGGUCCAAGAUGUAUGUGACUCUCAAGAACUCACAGCAAGUGGUGGCGACAGCGGAUCUCGUGGAUGGACUCUACUGGCUUCGGACGACUCAACGAUCAGCGAAUGUGACAACAAGUGGAACCAGUUGUACCGAUCUACAUGCGAGAAUGGGUCAUGCUCCAGUCGAUGUACUUCGCAAGAUGAUCGCGACCAACAUGAUCAAGGAUGUGCGAGUCCCUCUCAAGUCGGGUGGAGCAACUACAUGUCGAGGAUGUCAACAAGGGAAAAUGGUCCAAAAACCAUUUCCAAGCAACCGAGACAAGCGCAGCUACGAUACGUUUGAGCUACUUCAUCUGGACAUCUGCGGGCCCAUGGAAAAGGAUUCGCUCGGUGGCAGCAAAUAUUUGCUGCUGAUCAUCGACGAAGCCAGUGGAUGCAUGAAGGGCUUUUGUCUACGAGUGAAGUCCGAGAGUGAAGACUACAUCCGGAAAUAUAUCACCAUGGUACAGACGCAAUUCUGUAAGAAGGUCAAGUUCGUGCGACACGACGGAGCUCGCGAGUUUGCAACCAACUCGCUUCAACUGUUCUACGAAGACGAAGGCAUUGAACAGCAGACAACGGUGCCGUAUGCACAUCAAACAAACGGAACAGCAGAGCGUGCCAUUAGGACUAUUGUCACGAUCGGCCGCAGCAUGCUUCAUCAUGCCAAACUGGACAAGUGUUUCUGGGCCGAAGCAGCGAUGACGGCCAUCUACGUCAAGAAUCGACUGCCGUCACCUAAAGUCGUGCACAAGACCCCGUUUGAGAUCGUCUACAACUUGAAACCAAGCGUCAAGCACAUGCGAACAUUCGGGUGUCAGACAUACAUACUGACGCCUAAAGAGAAUCGACUCAAGUGGGAUCCAAAGGCUCGCGCUGGCAUAUUCGUGGGCUACGAAGAAGUUUCGAAGGCAUAUCGUGUUUAUGACAUCGAGGCGGGGCAGGUGGUUAUCAGCCGCGAUGUCAACUUCGACGAGUCCACCUUUGGACUUCAACUGCCGAUCACUGAUGAAGAUGUCGAUGACCUGGACUUCGAAUUGCUGGAUCUUGAUGACGAAGAGCUGCGUCAAAUGGAGUACAAGCAAACAGGCAAGCGCAAGAACCGACUCAAUGAUGAAGAUACAGCAGCUCCACGACCGCGUGCAGUGCGUCAACGACCAGGACUAGAAGAGUCAAGCGCGCCGGAAAACAACUCGUCACGACAAGAAGAAGACGAAGAAACGAAGGAUUCUGGUGAUUCAACACCGCCUGUGUUUUGGCGUGCGAGUGCAAAUGCCGUUGAAGCAGCAGUGGACUUAUCAGAACCCUCAACAUUUGAAGCAGCAGUAAGCGGCCCUGACCAAGUGCACUGGAGAAAAGCAAUUCAUGCAGAGCUCGAGUCAAUGCGACUUCGCGGUGUGUUUCGUGCAGCCAAGCUGCCCAACGGACAACGCGCCAUUGGCACAAAAUGGGUGUUCAAGAUCAAGCGCAAGGCGGAUGGGUCAAUCGAGAAGUACAAGGCACGACUUGUGGCCAAGGGUUUCCGCCAAAAGUAUGGCAUCGACUACACGGAGACGUUUUCGCCUGUGGUCAAGUAUGUGACGCUGCGAAUGGUGAUCGCAAUUUCCAAGCAUUUUGGAUGGCCCAUCGACCAGCUUGAUGUGGUGACAGCUUUCCUGUAUGGCGUCAUGAAGGAACAAGUGUUCUGCGUGAUUCCUGAAGGCGUCGAACUUGACAGUACGUUCGACUGCCUGGAAUUGGUGAAGUCAAUUUACGGCCUCAAGCAAGCGUCGCGAGUGUGGAACGAGACGUUCGACGAGUAUGUGUGCUCCAUCGGAUUUCAAGUAUCGGACUUCGACCCAUGUCUCUACAUCAAGACUUCGGACGGCCAUUGCGUGUUUAUACUGGUCUACGUGGACGACGUCUUGGUGACUGGAAGCUCACUCGAGCUGAUUGCACAAACCAAGAACGACCUGAAGACGCGGUUCGAAAUGACGGACAGCGGCAAGUGUGCGUUUGUUCUUGGGAUCGAGCUUUUGGACGGUGAAGAUGGCAGUGUGACACUAUGUCAGCGUCGGUAUGUCGAUGAUAUCCUCAAGCGCUUUGGCAUGGAUGAUUGCAAGGCAGUCGCAAGUCCAGUCGACAUGAGCUCUCGACUUGUUUCAAGUGAUGCAACUACCAAGGUCGAUGCUCCUUUUCGCGAAGCUGUUGGUGCGUUGAUGCACCUGACCACUGCAACGCGUCCGUACAUUGCGUUUGCUGUGGGCUAUGUGUCGCGGUUCAUGGAAAAUCCCCAAGAAGAACACUGGGUUGCAGUUAAGCGUAUCUUUCGCUACCUACAAGGCACCAAGACGCAUGGAAUUUGCUACAAGCCAAGUGCAAGGAUCGACUUCCGUGGAUAUUCGGAUGCGGAUUGGGCUGGUGAUCUUACCGACCGCAAGUCAACAUCGGGGUACACGUUCAUGCUACUCGGUGCGCCAGUCAGUUGGGGCAGCAAGAAGCAGCCAAGUGUUUCGUUGUCCACGAGUGAAGCCGAAUACAUCGCACUCAGCUUGGCGAUUCAAGAGGGCAAGUGGAUUCAUCGUCUGCUUUGUGAGAUCGUGAUGGCUGCCAAUGAAGAAGGACCGGAACUCAUGAUUCAUGAAGACAAUCAGUCAUGUAUCAAGAUGACGAAGAACCCAGUCAACCACGGCCGUGCCAAGCACAUUGAUAUCAAGUACCAUCACAUCCGUGAUGAGGUCAAGCGCGGUGAAGUGAAGCUCAAGUACUGUGAAACUGCGGUGAUGUUAGCGGACAUCAUGACGAAGGGACUUCAUGGACCACGCCACAAGGAGAUGACGACGGCUCUCGGGAUUCGUGAGCAUUCGGAUUGA